UGCAUUUACCAUUCCAUUGAAAAACACCAGGACCGAAAAGCAUUUAAUAAAUUCUUCAAAUCAUAAGGAAGAAUGGAAUAAAUUGGUCAAUUGAGCUGAGUGCCUUUCUCUCCUGUCAGUUUAUGCAUUCCAAGAGGACAAAAAGGAAUUUGAAAAGAAUGGCGGCAGUAGGUUGAAGGGUGUUCCAUUCUUCAGAACGGUAAUUACAGUUACAUUUCCAAUCCCUCCAUUUCCUGUUAUUUUCUGUGUUUUUGAAGAGGCAGAGGCAAGAUCCCACAGCAAAAGAGGAACGCUAACAUGUACUCAGAAGCAAGCAGUUAAAAAAAUGUAAAAGUUAUUGUGAAAAAAGACAAAACAAUAGUAUGCGAAAGUGACGACAUUCUUGCUCAUGUUGAUGGAGAGAAGAGACAAAAAGAGUUGAUUGGGUAGAGGGGAGAGGUUGAAAACAGACAAGUGGUAUUGGUUGGAAGAGAGAGGGGCUGGGAAGGGAAAGGGAGAGAUCAGAUUAGAUUAGAUAAAAAAAGAAAAAGGAGGGGAGGGGAGGGAAGAGAUGAGGAGAAGGGAGAAGUGUGUGCACAUGAGCGCAUGUGUGUUUGUGUGUGUGUGUGUGUGUGUGUGCUCAGAAGGGGAGGGGGCUUACUUGGAGACAGCAGGACUGGCUAAAUAGGAAUCAUCCCUCUUAGCCAAUGAGUUUAAAGAGAGAAGCACAUGUCAUUCUGCUGAGAAGUACCACCUCCAGGAGCCGGAGCGUCUCUCAGUAAAAAGAGUGCGAUGAGAGCUGGGCUGUCACAUCGGCAGCUGCUGUCCUUUCCCUCGCCUCACGCUGCGCUCACCAUAUCUGCUCCUCUCCCUCUCUCUCGCUCUCUCUCCCUCCUCUGCUCCUGCUCGCUGUAUCUCCCUGCUGUACAUACGCGCGCACUCGCACAGAGCGAGCAGCGGUCCAAGGCAACCACAUCACAUCAGCUUUGUUGGCUCUGGGACCGUUCCCAGCACAAAUUUCACACGGAGGAUACCUGAUCCAGCCUUCACCGCCAGGGUUAUCAGGUCCGUUUCCCGGUGAUGGUGUGACAGGCACAUCCUUCACACCCCAAACUUCCCGAGGGGGAGUCACAGAGGAUUAGCUGCUGGAUGAUGCGUCAGGAGAAAGACAAGGUUCUGUUUAUCUGCCGUCCACGUGUCAGCCUGAGCAUCCGAGGAGGCCAAAACUGUCAGCACCAUCAGCGGCACCACCAGCCUGGCGACUGCUCCAAUGCCUGUCAGUGCUAAGUGAUGACUCUCAGCCUAUCCCUUCAGGAAUAAGAAAAGGACAAGAGAGUCAAGUGGCUGGACUAUGAUUCUAAAAGAUGACACUGGUGUCGUUGGUUGGACAUGGCGUUUUGGGAACUACCUACUGCUCUUUGUGUCUCUCACUGCAGUUCAAGUGCAUUCAGACCUUGAGUUUACAAAGGAUAAACACUAUUCAUGGAAAACAGGCCAGUGGGGAAGAUGUAUGGGCGAGGAGUGUGGCUCUGGCGGAGUUCAGAUGAGGACGGUGUGGUGCAUCCACAGCGAGGGCUGGACCACGCACCACUCCAACUGUCGGCACGCGGACAAGCCCGAGAGCCAACGCCACUGCUUCAAAGUCUGCGAGUGGCACCAGGACCUUUUUGAGUGGGAGGUGUCCGAAUGGGGGCCGUGCGUCCUCGUGCCCUUUCUCUCCAACGAGCUGCGUCUGCGCGCGUCCUCCUGCAUCACGGCGCAGCACGGCAUCCAGCGGCGCCGCGUCCAGUGCGUGCGCACCUCCAACCGCACGGUGGUGACCGACCGCAUCUGCGAGUUCUUCUCCCACCGGUCUGCGCUGGAGCAGGCCUGCCUCAUCCCCUGCCCCCACGACUGCGUGGUGUCCGACUUCUCCGCCUGGUCCGGCUGCAGCAAGACCUGCGGCGUGGGCCUGCAGCACCAGACUCGAGUGGUCCUGGCCACGCCCAUGUACGGCGGGGCCAACUGCCCCAACCUCACCCAAACCAGGACCUGCUCCAACCCUGUCCCCUGCCCCGUGGGAGAGAACGAGUACGAGUACAGCCUUAAGGUGGGGCCAUGGAGCGAGUGCCGGCUGCCCCAGCACAAGGGCCUCUGGCUCAGCGGCCGCACCAUGCUUGACUUCAGCGUCACCUCCGGCUCGGAGAAGGAGAAGAACGCGGUCAAGCGGCACAUCCAGACCGCCCUGCACAAUCACCACCAGCACCACCUCCACCACCACAACCCCAAAGCCUGGGACCUCGAGAUCGGCUACCAGACACGGCAGGUCCGCUGCACCCGGAGCGACGGCAGAAACGCCAUGCUAAGCCUUUGUACACAAGACAACAGCCCUGGGACAUUCCAGUCAUGCAUAAUGCCCAAAGAUUGUGAGACGUCUGACUGGUCGCCUUGGAGUCCUUGCUCAAAAACUUGCCGGGCAGCAGACCUUUCCCCCGGCUACCGCUUUAGGACUCGUAGCAGGAUCCAAGCCCCCAUUGGCGGGGGCAAAGAGUGCCCUGCCCUCGAGGAAAAAGAGGCCUGCAACAUCAUUGGAGAUUUACUUCCUCAUUGUCCCAGGUAUGUUUGGAAAAGCACAGACUGGGGAGACUGCCGAGUCGCCCCCCUCCUGAGCCAGCAGGACCGACGCCUUAACAACAUCAGCGCCCUCUGUGGAGGAGGCGUCCAGACCAGGGAGACCUACUGCAUCCAGGUCCCAGAUGACUCCAUCCCACCACACAGGAAGGAGGUGUCGCGACCAGUGAACAGGAAGCUGUGUGCCGGAGACAUGCCUGCAGCUGUGCAGCCCUGUUCCAUCCCUUGCCCCGAGCAGUGCUCCCCCACUCCCUGGUCAUCCUGGGGUGCCUGCGUACAUGACAACUGCAUGGAGCCACAGGGAAGGAAAGGCUUCCGGCAGCGCUGGAGGCAGGUGCUCGUGGAAGCAGCCGGCGUAUCAGACAGCUGCCCACACCUCCUGGAGUCUAUGCCCUGCGAGGACCCUGUGUGCUUCCAGUGGCACGUGGCCUCUGAGGGCGCCUGCGCCACCACCCAGGGAGCCUGUGGCCCGGGCACUGCCAACCAGACCAUCGUCUGCGUCAGCACCAAGGGCAGGCGCGUACCUGGCGAGCUCUGCGUGGUGGCAGAGGAGGAGGACGAGCCCCCCCCCACCGAGGUGGCCUGCGAGGUGGCCUGUGCCGGCGACUGCGUGGUUGACUCCUGGUCGCGGUGGUCCCCGUGCUCCCACUCCUGCUCGUCCAAAACCACCGAGGGCAAGCAGAGUCGCACGCGCACCAUCCUGGCGCUGCCGGGGGAAGGAGGGAAAGCGUGUCCAGCCGCCACCGCUUUGGAGGAGUGGAGGUCUUGCAAUGACCAUCCAUGCAUCGUGUUCUACUGGGAGGCCUCGCCCUGGGAACCCUGUGUUGAGGACCCGUCAGCCAGCGCCAACGGCACCAGCCAGUGGAACAGCACGGCCUUGUGCGCCGCCGCCGCCGCCGCAGGGACCCAGACCCGCACAGCCACCUGCAUGAAAAUGAACAUCGGACCAGUGAUUCCUAAGAGGUGUCCAGACUCUGCCCGUCCCGACACCGACCGGCCCUGUCUGCUCCCCUGUAAGACAGACUGCAGGGUGACUCCCUUCAGCGAAUGGACAGCCUGUCCUUCAACCUGUCUACCAGUCAAUGCAACCAUGCCCACGCAGUCACGAUACAGGACCAUAAUCCAGAGAUCGGCCAAUGGUGGACAAGAGUGUCCUGACACCCUGUAUGAAGAGAGGGACUGUGAGGCUCUUCCUGUUUGUCCAUCCUUCAGAUGGAGGACUCAUAAGUGGCACCCUUGUACUCUGGUACCAGAUGCUGUCAGACAGGGGAUAACGGGGCCAGGAGAAGCGUGCGGAAAAGGACUGGAAGUGCGAGGCGUGAGCUGCGUGGGCGAGGACGAGGAGCCGGUGGCCAUUGGCGGCUGUCUGCGCUGGGCUGGCGCCAUGCCCCAGCGCUUCAGGCCCUGCUGGGUGCCCUGCAAGGACGACUGUGCCUUCAGCUCCUGGUCCAAGUUCUCCGAGUGCACGGGCUGCGGUGGCCCGCGCAGCCGAAAGCGCACCCUCACCGGCCGGAGCAGGAAGAGGCCGCGCUGCCAACGCGAGGACCUCUUCCCCCUGGUGGAGACCGAGGAAUGUCCCUGUGACGCCUACGUGUCGCAGCCCUACGGGAAUUGGUCGUCCUGCAUCCUGCACGAUGUGCCGGUGGCUGGCUCUCGCCACGGCUGGCAGGCCCGACGCGACGCCAAGGAGUGCGGGCAGGGCCUCCGGUUCCGAGCCGUGGCCUGCAUGGACCAGGGGGGCCAUCUGGUCCGCCCGGAUCUGUGCAGCGAGUCAGGCUUCGUGGAAGAGGACUGCCACAUCCCCUGCCCGCUGGACUGCAAGCUCAGCGACUGGUCGCCCUGGUCGCCCUGCAGCACCUCCUGCGGCAGCGGGCUGAAGGUCAGGUCGAAGUGGCUGCGCGAGAAGCCCUUCAACGGCGGGCGGCCCUGCCCCAAGCUGGACCUGAAGAAUCAGGUGUAUGAGGCUGUACCGUGUCACAACGAGUGCAGUGAGCAUGUGUGGGUCACCGAGGCCUGGUCUGUCUGCACCAUCAACGCCGUGGACGAGCUCCCGGCCUGCGGUGAGGGGGUACAGAGCCGCAAAAUCAGAUGUGUGAGUCGUGGGAGCGAAGGCCAUGCAGCCAGUGUGAACGACACCCUGUGUGAUCCGGAGGAGAUGCCGUUCCGAGGCCAGACCUGCUUCCUGCCCUGCUCCAGCGAAUGCGUGAUGUCACACUGGGGUCCAUGGAGCGAGUGCCCCACGCCCUGUAACCAGGACACAGUGAGGAAGAGGACGAGGCACAUGCUUCGUCCCCCCGUGUCCGACCAGACAUGCCCGGAGGAUGUGCAGACCGAGCCAUGUGUCCUCAACGCCACGUGUUUCACCUACCAAUACAACGUCUCAAACUGGAGCACAUGUCAGCUAAGUGAGAAUGCUGUCUGCGGCAAAGGCACCAGAGCCCGGUUCCUGGACUGCUCCCGCAGCGACGGGAAGAUGGUGGAGCUGAGCAUGUGCGAGGAGGCAAGUGCCCGCUUCAGUCCCGUUCAAGGCCUGGAGAAUCUGUUGGAGCUGAUUGUAAGCUGUGUUGUUGAAUGCCCCAUCAACUGCAUUCUGUCUGAGUGGUCAGCCUGGACGGAGUGCUCGCACACGUGUGGAAACCAAGGUCAGAUGGUGCGAGCGCGGAAUGUGCUCCAACCCGCCCAUGAGGAGGGUCGGCCGUGUCCCUUCCAACUCUCCCAGACCAAGCCCUGUCCCAUCAGGCCCUGCUACACCUGGCACCUCGGAGAGUGGUCUCUCUGCCGUGUGGAGGGUGCCGAGUGUGGCGAGGGGGUCAGAGAACGGAACCUCUCCUGCAUGGUGCACUGGGGAGACUGGCUUGACGCCUCCUCACCUAAGCCGGUGGAUGACGAGUGGUGCGGCGACCGGCUGAGCAAGGAGAGCGAGCAGGAGCUGCAGUUGCCUUGUUUCGUGCCCUGCCCAGGUGACUGCCACCUGACGGAGUGGUCCUCGUGGAGCUCAUGCCAGCUGACCUGCCUGGAGGGCCGGAGCUUCGAGACCGUGGGCCGGCAGGCGCGCUCCAGGGCUGUUGUCGUGCAGGUCGUGGAGAACCAGGAGAGCUGCCCACACCAGGUGUUUGAGACGCGGUCCUGCAAAGGGGGAAAAUGCCACAGCUACGAGUGGCGGACCAGCGGAUGGCGAGACAAUGAGCGGUCGGUGUGGUGCCAGCGCUCCGACGGCGUCAACGUCACAGGGGGGUGCUUCCCGCAGAAUCGGCCCACGACUGUGCGACACUGCCAACCCCUCUGCACCAAACCCUUUUCCCACUGCACACAGAGCGGCGUGUGCGGCUGCGAGAAGGGUUACACGGAGGUGAUGACGACGCACGGCUUCCUGGACUACUGCACCAAGACCCCGGGGGCCGCCAACAAGAAGGCCGACGUCAAGACCAACUCGGGCCGACUGAAGCCAGGGCCCUCGCAGAUCCAAGAUUUCUUUGGCGAGUGGUCCCUGCGGCCGGUGGGACCAGAUGGAAGAAUAAAACUCUGGGUGUACGGAGUGACUGCUGGUGGAUUUCUCCUCAUUCUGCUGAUUAUAUCAGUCUCAUUUCUCUUUUGCAACCCCCCCAAACAGACUAAAAGCUCCUCCCCGCCACAGAAGCCUCUCACACUUGCCUACGAUGGAGAUGUGGACAUGUGACCAACGUGCCAUACUGAGCUCAGCCACCCCACCAGAACAUACAGUUUGAAACAUCACCACUUCAUGGAGCCCUGCUGAGUCAGUCAGAACUGGGGGAGGGGG
Clupea harengus (Atlantic herring) is the source of this 6367-nucleotide messenger RNA. RefSeq names its product thrombospondin, type I, domain containing 7Ba (gene thsd7ba). Gene Ontology annotation, biological process: actin cytoskeleton organization. Bases 1331 to 6265 code for a protein of 1644 amino acids. The transcript has 29 exons. Gene Ontology annotation, cellular component: plasma membrane. The record is from RefSeq and is a predicted model, not a curated record. NCBI's taxonomy places the organism in Eukaryota, Metazoa, Chordata, Actinopteri, Clupeiformes, Clupeidae.